Molecule: messenger RNA, 972 nt
Organism: Trichoderma atroviride IMI 206040
Lineage: Eukaryota; Fungi; Ascomycota; Sordariomycetes; Hypocreales; Hypocreaceae
Molecular function (GO): protein binding
Source: RefSeq, a predicted model, not a curated record
AUGAGUUCCCCCGCCAACCGCCGUCCAGCCCUGCUGGACUUGCCCAUCGAUCUCCUCCGUGAGAUCUUCGACCAGUUGUCCCCCGCGGACAACAUCGUCUUCGCCACGACCUGCCGAGCAGUCCGGAACUGUGCAGGUCGCGGCCAAUUCCCCGCCGACGCCGAGGAGAACCAAGAGCAGCGGUUCGAGGUCCUCGCCAGCAUGUGUCGCGACAUGCCCGACCGCUGGGUCUGCGAGGAGUGCAUGCGCCUCCAUCGCAUCGACACCGCCGACACGCCCGCCGACAGCAGCCCGACGUGCCCCCUGGCAGACGCCUACGGGCGAUUCAACCAGCCAUUGCAGCUGGCCCCCGCCGACGAGUACGAGCUGGGCAGGCGCCACGUCCAGCUGGCGCUCAAGUACACGCGCCUGGGCGACUCGCUGCGGCCCAGCCAUCGCCAGUACCUGCAGCGUCUCACCGCGGCCCGCCAGUUCUCGCUCUCCUACGCCUGGGAGAAAAAGGCUGCCAUCACCGCCAAGGUCGCGCCGCGGAUCGUCGACGGCCGGUUCCUGCUGCGGACCAUCUGCGAGUACCGCCUGCCCUCGCGGCCCGUCACCAGGGACCUCAUCGCCAGCGAGUCCGUCUGCCGCCACCAGCAGUUCUUCCCCCUGGAGGACGGCGCCUGGACCAGCAGCUCCCUCCACCAGGACCUGCGCCAGUUCCCCCGCGCGGUGGGCGAGUCGUUUGCGUCGCCGGGAAAGGAGGUGCGCGGCCACUGCCCGCACUGCUUCACGGACUUUUCCGUGACGACGACGGCGAGGAGCGUCCGGAUCUCGGUCUGGAUGGACUUGGGCACCGAGAGCUCGCCCCUCGACCCCGUCUGGCGCUCAUUUGUACACAUUGCCGAAUUCCCUCCCGUCGAGGAGGUCGAGUACAUUGAGCCUGGUCGAGUCCGCGAGCUGUACAGCAGCGGCGAGGAGGGGGAGGAGUAA